AUGCAUUCCCCACCGGUUAACUGUCAUUUGUCGGUGCUGCUCCGUACUGUAGUUUUGCUGACAGUUCCGGUUGCUUUCGGUCAAUCCAACCUAACCGUACCGCAACCGUUUAAUGUGUCCGGCCAGCUAAAUCACACCCUGCCCAGCAAUAGUUUACCACCGCUCGCAACCGUCGCACCACAAUGGAACCCGAUCCCACACUACCAGCAUGCACAUUACGAUCCGCUGGGGAAGGUGUUGUGGUUUCCACGCAUCAUUGGUGGUGCGCUGGCAACGGCCGGAGAGUUCCCGGCCAUGGUAUCACUGCAGCAGGUGCAGAAUUCGGCCCACGUUUGCGGCGGUACUCUUAUCACGAUGAGCCACGUGCUGACCGCUGCCCAUUGCGUUACGGACGUUCGUGGUGUCGCUCAAUCGGCCGCACGGUAUCAAGUAAUGGGUGACGAUCUUUACAUCCUGCAGCAUAUGGGCAGUCCAACGCGUCAGGUGCGUCGCGUUGCCUCGAUCAACAUCCAUCCGAGGUACGAUUCGGCCAUCUUCUCUAACGACAUUGCGAUCGUGCGGGUAGUGUCGGAGUUCCGCAAGUCGGACACGUUUUUCCCGGGCAAGCGCAUCCAGAAGACGCCAAUACUCGGUGACCGGUGCAGUCUGGCCGGGUGGGGCGUUACGGACGAACGUUCGACAACGAUGAGUCCAAACCUGCAGCGCAUCAACGUGGUUAUCAGCGACUUUGGGUCGUGUAACGCCGUGUUCGACCAGCAGCUCACCAAGGGUAUGCUGUGUGCGGAAGCGCCUGGCCGAGACGCCUGCCAAGGUGAUUCCGGCGGUGCACUGCUGUGUGCUGGAGGGCGUGUAGCUGGCAUUGUAAGCUUCGGCGAUGGGUGUGCCAAACCGAACGUACCGGGCGUGUACGUCGACGUUGCGUACUACGAGAAAUGGAUCAAUGGAGUGCUGAAAAAUGGAGGCGAACGUUCGGUCGGGUAUCUAGCGGUUAUGAUCAUGUGUUACUGGGCUGUAAAGCACCUGUUGCGGUAG
Messenger RNA from Anopheles marshallii, 1032 nucleotides. RefSeq names its product trypsin alpha-like. Gene Ontology annotation, molecular function: serine-type endopeptidase activity. NCBI's taxonomy places the organism in Eukaryota, Metazoa, Arthropoda, Insecta, Diptera, Culicidae. Gene Ontology annotation, biological process: proteolysis. The transcript has 3 exons. The record is from RefSeq and is a predicted model, not a curated record. The coding region runs from base 1 to 1032 and encodes 343 amino acids.